AUGUUCCCCUUGCCGAUGUUUACACCCGAGCAGGUGGCUCGCGUGUGUGAGAACUUGGAGGAGACGGGGGAUAUCGAGCGACUGGGUCGCUUUCUCUGGUCGCUCCCGGCAGCGGUGCCCGGCUCCGCGAGCGAGGCCCUGAACAGACACGAGUCGGUGAUGCGCGCCAGGGCCCUCGUGGCGUUCCACACCGGCAACUUCGAGGCGCUCUAUCAAAUCCUGCAGAGCCACCGAUUUACGCGGGAGUCGCACGCCAAGCUCCAAGACCUGUGGCUGGACGCGCACUAUCGCGAGGCGGAGCGGCUGCGAGGGAGGCCACUGGGGCCGGUGGAGAAGUACCGGAUCCGCAAGAAGUAUCCUCUGCCGCGCACCAUCUGGGACGGGGAGCAGAAGACGCACUGUUUCAAGGAGCGCACUAGGAGUCUGCUGCGGGAGUGGUACCUCCAGGACCCGUACCCCAACCCGUCCCGCAAGCGCCACCUGGCCCAGGCCACGGGACUCACACCCACGCAGGUGGGCAACUGGUUCAAGAACCGCCGGCAGAGGGACCGCGCCGCCUCCGCCAAGAACAGACUCCAGCAGGACCCCAGCCUGAUGCCGUCGGGCAGCUCUCCGGAGUGUUCCUCCGAGGGCCACCACCACCACCAUCACCACCACCACCUGUCCUCCUCCUCGCCCUCCCCACGCAGGGGCCCCGGCAGCCCCCCGGCCAGUGACUGCAGCUCGGGCACCGGGCCCCGGGGGACCAGGGCCUCCAGCCCGGACAUCUCCGUCAGCAGUGACGACGAGUUUGAGCCUUGA
Messenger RNA from Engraulis encrasicolus (European anchovy), 801 nucleotides. RefSeq names its product SIX homeobox 7 (gene six7). The record is from RefSeq and is a predicted model, not a curated record. The transcript is spliced from 3 exons. Lineage: Eukaryota; Metazoa; Chordata; Actinopteri; Clupeiformes; Engraulidae. Gene Ontology annotation, biological process: regulation of transcription by RNA polymerase II; eye development. The coding region runs from base 1 to 801 and encodes 266 amino acids. Gene Ontology annotation, cellular component: nucleus; transcription regulator complex. Gene Ontology annotation, molecular function: RNA polymerase II cis-regulatory region sequence-specific DNA binding; DNA-binding transcription factor activity, RNA polymerase II-specific.